AUGGGGAAACUGUUCAGUUUCCUGGGAAGACAUCGACGAACAUCAGGAAGCCCAUCUCCUCAAGUUCGUCUGGGCUCCGUGACUAUGCGACCGAGAGACCACCCUGACGUCGAGAAUUAUGCCGAACUCAUCGAGGUUAUGGAAGUAGCGAUUGGCAAUAUCCACGAGUGCACAUUUACCCACCUUGUCCAUGCAUGUGGCGGUCGUUGCCUCGAGACUGCCGCAGAGUCUGGUGCAUUAUACGGCAAGAGACACUAUGCUGCCGCAGUGAGGCAUCUGGACACAAUCCUCGACUACGACGAUCAGCGAUCCGUGUCUGCACUGAUGCUCAUGGCAAUGUAUUGCCUCCGAAACCCGGUUGGACCUGGUUCCUGGACGUAUGGCCGACUCGCGAUAAUGGUUGCUAUCGCCUUCGGACUUCACCGCAAGAUCAGCAUCAUAAAGCACCAAAACAUGGAUAGUGAGAUACGCAAGCGUCUAUUCUGGGAAACACAUGCUUUCGACCGGCAGGUAUCGAUACCGCUGGGUCGGCCAUUCGCCAGCACCGGCAGAGACAUCGAUGAAGCAGCGACAGCAAAAGAGUUGGCUGUCAUGCCCGAGCUUCGCGGUAUGAAGCUCACGGUACUGCUGUCGCUUGCUUUGGCGGCUGCGGCGAAUGCUGCGUCGCAGACGUUCACGAAUACGGGGAGGCUCUUGUUCGAUGUGGAUGGGAACCAGCUUGAUCUCUAUGGAGCCAAGAUCAACUACUUCAAUGGCUCUUACUACUUCUACGGGAACUCGUUCUCGACCACUGGCGUAGCAUUCGGCAUCAAAUCAUACUCCUCUGUUGACCUGGAGCAUUGGAAGUACGAAGGCUUCCUGUUCGAUCCCUACAGCUCUAAUAGUCCUUGCAACCAGCCCGGCGCCUGCGGAAGGCCGCACAUCGUCUACAACAACGCUACCCAGACCUAUGUGCUUUGGGCCAACGCCGGCAGCAAUGGCUACCAAGUCGCCACCUCCUCCCAACCGGCAGGCCCCUUCACCUUCCUCCCGGACACGGCGGCCAUAGACCCGCAGUUCACCGGCCUGCAGCCCGCCGACUUCGCCGUAGAGUCUUUUGGCGAUCAAGCCUAUAUCGUCUUCUCCGCUCUCAACUUCGUGGAUCCAAGGGCAGGGAGCAUCUGGCCGCCGAUUUUCCAGACGAUGCAUAUCAGCGAGUUGACGGCCGACUUCACGAACACAACGCAAGUCAGCUACCCCAUUAGUUCAAAUGCCACGGAUCUCAUUGAUCAGGAACCGGAGAGCCAGGACAUCUUCAUGCGUGACGGCAUGGUCUACGUUGGUGCGGGCAAUACCUGCGGAUACUGCAACGGCACUGUAGGUCUCGUGUACCGCUCUUCGAGCAUCCAGGGCCCGUGGGAGCGCCAGAUCAUUGCGGGAUACUCAUGCAACGGGCAAUUGGAGGGCGUGCUGCCGUUGACGGACCCGACGUCGGGUGAGGUGACGGAGGUGUGGCAUUCCACAUCAGUUCCCGGUGGACCGAGGGUGGGAUUCGGUGGACAUAUCUUCCAGCCCCUGACGUUUAACUCGGAUGGCUCGGUGGAGGAUUUGGAUUGCGCGGCGACUGCGAAGUUCGAGGUCAACUUCCAGGAGGGGACGCAGGAGGUAGCUACGGGCGCUGCUACAAUGGCUGGGGAUAAGACGCCGUUGGACGCAGCUUACACACCCGUCUGCGACUCAGACUCCUUCGACCUCUUCCAGACCUGGACCGCCAGCCAAUCCGGCACCCUCACCAAUGUCUCUGUGAACAUUGCCGGCGCCGGCAUCCAAGCCGUGCCCCUUACCCUCACAGUCUUCAAAUUCGACAGCUACGCCGACUUGAUCGCUCCUGAGUACAAGUACACCGCGAUGGGCAACGUUUCCUACACCGGCAGCACUCUCAGCUUCGUCUUUAACACCACCAGUGUGCCUAUCACAUCGAAUGCUACGGUCGGCAAGGGCGAUUUGCUCGGUCUGGCGAUUACGGGGCCGGAUUUCGCGCCGUACUGUCAUCUGGAGUAUGAUACCGCGAAGAACUCCUCAGACUUUGUGCUGUAUCAGCGUGGUGCGGGGCAGAACUCUUGGCGUGGACUGCAGGGCAAGACAUCAGUCGUGUACGAGAGGGUCGGGAAGAGCGUAAAGAUGUUCGCGACAUAUGCGUGA
Anthostomella pinea is the source of this 2181-nucleotide messenger RNA. The record is from the annotation of a GenBank genome assembly. Lineage: Eukaryota; Fungi; Ascomycota; Sordariomycetes; Xylariales; Xylariaceae.